UACGGGCGGAGACGGGCAGGUCUGUGGGCUGGAGGGGAGUGUCGCUGCUCGGUCGGUGAGCUGAAUCGUCACGGAUCGGGGCCAGGCUAAAGCUUUGAGUGACAGAAGAGGAUGAGCGCUUCUUUCUUCGGGCUGGUGUAUGUGUGAGAGCUGUGGGGCAGGGGCGGGGGGUUUGAGCCUAUUUCGCCGGGACAGGACAAGACCGCACGGGGCACGGGGUUGUUCUGAGACCAAGGGUUCCAAAUGUCUACAGUAUAAAACAGUCCUGUGACCUGGGUUUGAGUUCAUUUCACAGCUAUGCAGCAGGUGUUGGAUAACCUGAAGGAGCUGCCCCCCUCCACUGGAGCCAAAGACAUUGACCUGAUCUUCCUUCGAGGCAUCAUGGAGAGCCCCAUUGUCCGCUCUCUGGCCAAGGCUCACGAGCGAUUGGAGGAUGUGAAGCUGGAGGCAGUGCGGAAGGACAACGUGGAGCUGGUUGGUGAGAUCCUGUCGGACAUCAGUGGUCUGAGUGUCCAUAACGACAGUGCAGCAGAGCUGUCCAAGAUCCUCAAAGAGCCUCAUUUUCAGUCGUUAAUAGAGGCUCAUGAUAAGGUGGCUGCUAAAUCUUACGCACCUCAGUCUACGGCGAAUAACACUAACAUGAGCAGCGCUGCCCUCAUGCCAGCAGACACUGUGCGUAUGAUCAGCAUCCAGAAGAAGGCGGGAGAGCCACUGGGUGUGACAUUCCGAGUGGAAAAUGGUGACCUGGUCAUUGCCCGCAUUCUCCAUGGCAGCAUGAUUGACAGGCAGGGCAUGCUGCAUGCGGGAGAUGUCAUUCGGGAGAUGAACGGCCGAGAGGUGGGCGGAGACCCCAAAGCGCUGCAGCAGAUGCUGAAAGAUUCCAGCGGCAGCAUCACACUCAAAAUCUUUCCCAGCUACAGGGACACGCCCCCUCCUGCACAGGUGUAUUUGAGGCCACAUUUCAACUACAACCCUGACACUGAUAAUCUAAUCCCCUGCAAAGAGGCUGGACUGGCCUUCUCCAAAGGAGAAAUACUUCAUAUAGUGAACAGGGAGGACCCCAACUGGUGGCAGGCGUGUGGUGUAGUUGGAGGGAAGACUGGCCUCAUUCCAAGUCAGUAUUUGGAGGAGAAGAGGAAAGCAUUUGUAAGGAGAGAUCUGGAUGGUUCAGGAAUUCUCUGUGGAACAAUAGCUGGAAAAAGGAAGAAAAAGAAAAUGAUGUACCUCACAGCAAAAAACGCAGAAUUUGACCGGCAUGAGCUACAGAUCUACGAGGAGGUUGCUCGGAUGCCUCCGUUCCAGAGAAAGACUCUGGUUCUGAUAGGUGCUCAGGGUGUGGGGCGCAGAAGUCUGAAGAACAGGCUGAUCGUGCUGAACCCAUUACGCUUCGGCACAACUGUCCCCUUUACGUCUCGGCGUCCGCGUGAAGAGGAGAAGGAUGGCCAGUCUUACUGCUUUGUUUCCAGAACAGAGAUGGAGACUGAUGUUAAGGGCGGCCGCUACCUCGAGCAUGGAGAGUAUGAUGGGAACCUGUACGGCACCAAAAUAGAUUCUAUUCAUGAGGUGGUACGUGCGGGACGUACCUGCAUACUGGAUGUUAACCCACAGGCACUGAAGGUUCUGAGAACAUCAGAGUUCAUGCCAUUUGUGGUCUUCAUUGCUGCUCCAGAGCUGGACACACUAAGGGCCAUGCACAAAGCUGUGGUGGAUGCAGGAAUCACCACUAAACUACUCACGGAAACGGACUUAAAGAAAACAGUGGAUGAAAGUGCGAGGAUUAAACGGGCGUACAGCCAUUACUUUGACUUCACAAUAGUAAAUGAUAAUCUGGAUAAGGCCUUUGAGAAACUACAGGCUGCUGUGGAGCAGCUCUCCUCAGAGCCUCAAUGGGUCCCGGUUAACUGGGUUUACUGAACAGUGCAGAAAACCACAGGUUCCUCCAUCAUCACUGCCGUCAUCACCCGCAUCCUCAUCCUCGCUGGUGUCAUGGACCACGGCGGGACUGUCAGCGGCCGGGGUCGCUCCCCGCGGCCCUGGGGUCCAACCCUGCUAUGCAAUGCUACACCGACCGUGAGAAACUGAAGGGAAGUGUACUUAUUUAUUGACCUUUUUUAAUCUUUCUACCAGCAGAACAGAACACAUUGUAAGACAUAAUAUGAUAUAACUUCUGAUGUUACUGUGCAGAUUGUGUAUAUCCAGGGUGUUCUGAGUAGUUUUGUAUGUGUAUAUAAGGAGAAGCUGAAGCAGAGUCCGUUGUCGUUAUUUUUUGAGAACCUCAUUUUCAUUAAUCUCUUUGGUGGUAGUUUGCUGCGUUUUAGUAAAUCCUCACUGUUGUAUUAAAACCUCAUAACUCUU
Molecule: messenger RNA, 2355 nt
Organism: Astyanax mexicanus (Mexican tetra)
Lineage: Eukaryota; Metazoa; Chordata; Actinopteri; Characiformes; Acestrorhamphidae
Gene: pals2a
Product: protein associated with LIN7 2, MAGUK p55 family member a
Exons: 13
Coding region: 298-1914 (538 amino acids)
Cellular component (GO): plasma membrane; cell-cell junction
Molecular function (GO): protein binding
Source: RefSeq, a predicted model, not a curated record